AUGCCUUCAAAAUUUAGUUAUGUGUUGUUUUGGUUGGCUUUGAGUUUCGUCACAUUUAAUUGUAUUCGUCUAUUAUAUCAAAAUGCCUAUAAGGUGCCAGUGAGGCUAUCAAAAUUUAAUGCGAGUCAGAAUACAACAAAGGAAGUAAUACGAUUUAAAGAUAUGGAACUAAAACAAUCAUUAGAAUUUAAAGUUCAUGGGUUAAGCCGAACAUGUAAGACAUACUUCAGUUCAUCUUUGAAAGAAAAUUUGAAUCUCUUACUUCGAAUGAAGACUGACAAAAUAACAGAAAACUACUUAUACGAUCUUGGAUUUCCACAUCGGACAAAGAAAGUUGAGGACUUAGAAAUUCCAGGGUAUGUUAGAAGAACAAUCAAGUCAAACAUACCAACAAUUGUGUGUGCUGCAUCUUCCAAUCAUUUCGCUGAAUUACAAGCUUUAUUUCUUCACAUUGAUACAAAAAUACGGCGAUAUUUUCCAAAUAUACAAGUGGUAUUUUACGAUAUUGGGCUAAAUGAACAGGAACGAAAUCUGAUUUUGAAUUAUGGAAAAGUUAAAAUGAGACGAUUUGAUUUCAACAGAUUCCCGCCACAUUUUAGAAUAUUACAUCUUUGUUCGUGGAAACCUGUUAUUAUACAGGAAUUGUUAAGAGAAGUAGGAUUUGUCAUGUAUAUGGACACGUCUUUACGUCCAAAUCCUUCUCAGUUAAAGGAAUACUUCACCCUUUCAGAAUCUACAGGACACCUGUUUCGAGCCCAUCCUGCUACACCAAAAUACCCAUUUACUAUUCCAACCAAUACAUUUUUUGGAACAUUCGAAUAUUUCAUGGUUCCACCGUGCUUAUUUCACGAUAUUCCCGAAAUCGAAAGUGGUUAUAUGAUAUUGCGAAGUAAUAAUAUAAUAUCACUUCUCAUCAUGCGAUCUUGGUUAACGUGUGCUUUGCAAGAAAGGUGUAUAAUGCCAUUAGGUGCUGAAAAUCGUACUGCAUGUAGUCAAUCUAACAUGGAUUAUCAUAAUUGUCAUCGCGAAGACCAGUCGGCAUUGGGUAUUCCAGUUUUACUCAUAUAUCAUCAAACAAAUAAUAUACCACUUUUACCCUGGUCGUCAUUUGUUACAAAACGGGGCGAAUCUAGUAAAUAUUUGCUAAAUAACGUAAGUCGUUCUAAAAUGAAAUUAAUAAAAACAAAUAAAAGAACAUAA
Lottia gigantea (owl limpet) is the source of this 1200-nucleotide messenger RNA. RefSeq lists its product as hypothetical. The record is from RefSeq and is a predicted model, not a curated record. NCBI's taxonomy places the organism in Eukaryota, Metazoa, Mollusca, Gastropoda, Lottiidae. The transcript is spliced from 4 exons. Bases 1 to 1200 code for a protein of 399 amino acids.